Molecule: messenger RNA, 3002 nt
Organism: Peromyscus maniculatus bairdii (prairie deer mouse)
Lineage: Eukaryota; Metazoa; Chordata; Mammalia; Rodentia; Cricetidae
Gene: Crppa
Product: CDP-L-ribitol pyrophosphorylase A
Biological process (GO): protein O-linked glycosylation via mannose; isoprenoid biosynthetic process
Cellular component (GO): cytosol
Molecular function (GO): D-ribitol-5-phosphate cytidylyltransferase activity
Source: RefSeq, a predicted model, not a curated record
AUCGUGCAGGCAGGUCUGGGAAUCAGUCUGGGUUCUAGACUUCUCCUAUCCCAUGCACCUGACUGCUUGGUAGAAUCAGUGCGCAUUUGCGGAUAUCGAAAUUCCUAUAACCGAGGUGCACACAUCUGGGUUUUGUACUGUAACUUGAACACAGAUCUUUCCCACUUAUCUAGAAUGGGGACAGUGACUGUGUCGUGCCCAGCUGCCUGUGUGUGGCCAUCACUUGUGUAAGGACUGCUACCGAAGUCUCAGCUGGGCCUGCCGGGAGGGAGAGAGGGAAGAGCAGGAAGAGCGCUCGCUGCCUGGGGCGCUGGGCCCGGGCGGGGAAGACAGGCUCGGCCGCUCCCGCGGGGAUCAGCCCCGGGGCCCACCUUCCCCUUCUCGGCGCCGCUCCUCGCCCACCCCGACCCGCGAUCGCGGCCCAGGGCUGGUGUUGGCGCCCCCUUCUCGGUUCCCGCCUGCACCGCGGGGUUCAGAGCUCUGCUCGAGUCAUGGAGCUGGGGCCGCACAGCAGGCCCGCUGAGCCGGGGCGUUGCGUGAGCGGCUCGCCGAGCGCGGGCUCAGCGUUCCCGGCGUCCCGGGUGUCGGCCGCCGGGGCCGAGCCCGGGAGUCGGCCCACAGCCGUGGCCGCCGUGCUGCCGGCCGGGGGCUGCGGGGAGAGGAUGGGCGUCCGCACCCCGAAGCAGUUCUGCCGCGUUCUGGAGAGGCCGCUCAUCAGCUACACCCUGCAGGCCCUGGAGAGAGUAUGCUGGAUAAAGGACAUUGUUGUGGCAGUGACAGGGGAGAACAUGGAAGCAAUGAGGAACAUCAUCCAGAGGUACGGGCACAAGCGCAUCUCACUAGCUGAGGCCGGAGCCACGCGCCACAGGUCGAUUUUCAGUGGACUGAAAGCCCUGGCAGAGGAUCAGCCAGACUGUAAACUCACUAAGCCAGAAGUGGUGAUUAUCCACGAUGCCGUGAGACCUUUUGUGGAGGAAGACGUUCUCCUGAGAGUUGUCAUGGCAGCUAAGGAGCAUGGGGCAGCAGGGGCAAUUCGACCUCUGGUGUCCACUGUCAUCAGUCCCGCUGCAGAUGGCUGCUUGGACCACGCCCUGGACCGGGCCAAACACAGGGCAAGUGAAAUGCCACAGGCUUUUCUCUUUGAUGUGAUCUAUGAGGCGUAUCAGCAGUGUAGUGACUAUGACUUGGAAUUUGGAACCGAGUGCUUGCAGUUGGCCCUAAAAUACUGUCACACGAAAGCGAAACUUGUAGAAGGGCCCCCCGAGCUCUGGAAGGUGACCUACAAACAAGAUCUGUAUGCAGCCGAAUCACUGAUUAAGGGUCCCAUCAGGGGAAAGCAUAUAUCCUGGCAUACUUCCUGCCUGCGUACCUCCAGCCUACAUCCAACCAGGGGCAAGAGUACAUCCUGAUGUGUUUCCCACCUCUGUACUUCCAGCCUACAUCCAACCAGGGGCAAGCGUACAUCCUGAUGUGUUUCCCACCUCUGUACCUCCCAUGUGAUCAAGCACAGCCUGUGCACAAACUUGUUUAGGAGAGGGAAAAUGUGUGGUUUGUUAUCUUCCAUAAGCAAUUAAUAUAAAUAUAAUUAAUAUAAAUAUAAAUAUAAGCAAAGCCUCCAGCAGUUCAGGAACUCUCUAUUCUAGGGCAAGGGGCUUAGAGGUUAGAGGUAUUUUUGUUUGAUGGGUCGCUUAGACAAAGUAAUUGAAACUUAAAACAUAACUUUAGAGCUCAUUUCCAGGGAAAGCAUUUUGAUACCCACAGGUACAGAUUACAGGAAGAGACUCAGCUCAGCAGUGGUGGGAAGAUAGGCAGAGACAGAUCCAUGGAACUGCCUGCUACCACCCCAGGUGUUCCUUUAAGAAUUCUCCUCUAAGGUGAAGUUUACAUUCUUGACUUUGCUGCAAGAGGAAUUUUAGAAUAAGUCAGUAUUAAGCAGAAUUGGAGUUGAUAAGAUGUUUUUUAGGUCAUGGGUUAGUAGAAAAGUACUUAGGGAAGGCGCACAACCCCAGUGUGGGUGUGGGCUUUUCAUGUAUUUGAUGUCAAUGGGUUUUGAAGUUCCAUCUUCCCAGAGUUGCUAAGAAACUUAAAUGAGAUCAUUGGGUGGUUCCUGAGAUAUACAGACAAAAGGAUUGAAGGACGAAUUGCAUUUGGUACUGUAAAACCCAAGAUCAUAAGAAUUGCAUGGAAGUUAAGAUGUUUUUACUGUCAACAAAAGUUAAUAGACUUACUGAUGAGACUCCCAGAUAACAUCUGGGAGAGGAUAAGGCAAUAUUUGGGGGUAUACGUAUGCCUGAAGCAUGUUUCAUUGCUGUUUUAAUAUUAAGUAUCUGUAUAUAAAUGAAUAUUAUCUCCACAUUAACAGCCUUCAGAGCACAUAGCAUUAACUGUGCUGGAAUUCUUGAUUCCCAGUUGCUUUGAGUCUUCAUCCAGACCCAUGAGUGAGGCACUUCUCUCCUUUUCCAUGUCCCUUAAUCUUUCCUGUCUUUCUAGCUGCCAUCUGUAAGCUAGAGGGCCAAGAAAGUCUGUGGUGUUGUGUCCAUCAAAACCCAAAGCUCAGAGUACCAGGAUAGCAUUAUUGUUUGCACUGAAACUGAGACCAAUUGGAUGUUUCAGCUUCAGUGAGGGAGAAUUCUCCCUUCCAGCCUUUCUGUCCUCCUAUUCUCAUGGGAAUUUGGAUGGACUGCAUGCUACUGUCUUCAUGUUGAUGAGGCCAUGCCUUUGUUUAGUCUGACCAUUUUUGUUGACCUCUUCCAGAAACUCUAGCUCCCUCACAGAUACAACCAGAGCUUAACAGCUAUUUGAGCGGUCCUUUCUCAGACAAAUUGUUACAUAAAAUUAAUAAUCACAUUUAAUAAAUGGUCAAAGUUGUUUUGUGGUUUAUAUGUUUUAAUUUACUUGUACUCCGUAUUGCAUCCAAGCAAUGAUGGUCUUGAACACGCUGGGCAAGCGGUCUACAACUGACCUGCACUUCCAGCCCUCUUUUUACUUUUAUUCUGACAUUG